AUGGCAGUCAGUCGAUUGAGAAAUGUUGAAAACAAGAUGAAAAAAGAACCUGUUUACGGUAUGAAGUACAAGGAAACUAUUGUCAGCGACGUGCAGAAAGGAUAUGCUCGUAAAUUGUCAUCUGAAGAGGUUGUUGAAAUUACUCCACGGACUUGGUAUUUACCACAUUUCGGUGUACUGAAUCCAAAUAAGCCUGGAAAAUUCAGACUUGUAUUUGAUGCCGCGGCUAAAGUUGGAGAAACAUCCCUUAAUUCAUCAUUGUUGACAGGUCCAGAUCUAAAUCAGCCACUCCUCACGGUUUUAUCUAAAUUUCGUGAAGGUCAAGUUGGGGUAUGUGCUGACAUCAAGGAGAUGUUUCACCAGGUGAUAAUUCGUGAAGAAGACCAAAACUCUCAACGAUUUUUAUGGAGAAAUGAUAAAACUGGCGAAAUUGAGGUAUAUAAGAUGUUAGUUAUGAUAUUUGGAUCCACAUCUUCACCGACAACAGCUCAAUAUGUCAAAAACUUUCAUGCAACACAGUAUCUAGAAAGUCAUCACGAAGCGGCCAAAGCAAUUAUUGAACGACAUUACGUUGACGAUUACGUUAAUAGCUUUCACACCGAUGAACAGGCAAUAACUGUAUCCAUGAUGGUUAAAAAUAUUGAGAUGGCUGGUGGUUUUGAAUUACGAGGUUUUAUAUCAAAUUCAAGAAAGGUUACUUCGAUCUUGAAUCAGGAACAAGAUGAUCAACUAUAUCAAGUGGAUAUGAACUUGGACAAAUCCCCUACAUGUGAUAAGAUACUGGGCAUGGUAUGGGACACAUCCACUGACGAGUUCAAAUUCGACUUGAAGUUUAAUCGUUUAGAAUCGACAGUGAUCACUUGUGAAAGAAUUCCAACAAAGAGAGAAUUUUUAGCGAUUGUCAUGUCAGUAUAUGAUCCGUUCGUAUUCUUAGCGGAUUUUCUUGUAUACAUGAAGCCCGAACGAAAAAACGUGGGAUCAUUCAGUCUAAAUGAAAUUGAUAAAGAUCCCUUCGUGCGAACGCCCAAAAGUGUAAGCUUCCCGGAAAUUGAGGAUUUCAAUUCGGGUACGGCAUUUUCGAGUAAGCAAACGCCGGCGGAGUUCAUUAGGACUUCGAAAUUACGGGCGAACGGCUUUCAUUAA
This is a messenger RNA of Photinus pyralis (common eastern firefly), 1143 nucleotides long. RefSeq lists its product as uncharacterized. The record is from RefSeq and is a predicted model, not a curated record. Bases 1 to 1143 code for a protein of 380 amino acids. NCBI's taxonomy places the organism in Eukaryota, Metazoa, Arthropoda, Insecta, Coleoptera, Lampyridae. The transcript is spliced from 2 exons.